Messenger RNA from Saxophila tyrrhenica, 2502 nucleotides. RefSeq lists its product as uncharacterized. The record is from RefSeq and is a predicted model, not a curated record. Gene Ontology annotation, biological process: regulation of transcription by RNA polymerase II; DNA-templated transcription. NCBI's taxonomy places the organism in Eukaryota, Fungi, Ascomycota, Dothideomycetes, Mycosphaerellales, Extremaceae. The transcript has 3 exons. Gene Ontology annotation, cellular component: chromatin. Gene Ontology annotation, molecular function: DNA-binding transcription factor activity, RNA polymerase II-specific; RNA polymerase II cis-regulatory region sequence-specific DNA binding; zinc ion binding. Bases 1 to 2502 code for a protein of 833 amino acids.
AUGUCCGCCGUCGCAGGCGCAGAGCAGUCCGCCACGGCAGCGUCGCCGACCAGCGUGCGCAAGGCGUCGGCGCCAGACAAGGAGAAGGAGAAGCGGUACAAGUGCCAGUUCUGCAACCGGGCCUUCAGCAGGUCGGAGCACAGGUCGAGACACGAGAGGUCCCACACCAAAGAACGCCCGUUCAAGUGCCAGAAGUGCCGCAGCACCUUCGUCCGUCGCGACCUACUCCUGCGACACGACCGCACCGUCCACGCGAAAGAUGGCGGCGUGCCACUACAGAGCGACUCCAAGAGGCGCAACACCGGCAACAAGGGCUCGCCAGAUGGCGGCCCCUCGAAGAUGCCCGAGCUGGACGAGGCGGCGUUGGAGCAGUACAACGAUGGCGAGAACCCGUUCGGCAUCGAGCAGGCCGCCAUGUUGAUGGCAAACUUCCAGCAAAAAGCCGCCAUGUCGGGUCAGGACAUAGGCAGCAUCACGGCGGAACCACUCAUAUCGCCUCAUGGUCCGCAACUGAUGGAACCACAGCUACCCUAUCCCGGAUCGAUGACACUGCCUCAGAUGCACGGUUGGGAUCAGAUGCUGCCACAGAACGUCAGUCAAGCCAAGCCGUCGUCGGUAUCAUCUAGUCUGGAUGCCUCUCACGACAUGCUACCCUACCCCAGCGGCGGCUCCAUCUCAUCAAAUCCAAACACCCUACCACCCUUGAUGGAGAGGCAGGAGAGCCAACCCGACGGCCUGCCGCACUUCAACUCCUCGCUGAUGAACAACGGACUGGCCACUCCUGGCGCACUUUCGCCCUUCCCGUCUAUGGUCGGCCCAGUAUCACCGGUCGACUACAGAAGAUCACCCGGUCCUCCACAGCAAUGCACCAUGGCCAAGGCGCCUCAAGUCGAGAGCGAAGACCACAUCGGCCGCAUCAUGGACAACAUCAGACACUGCGACAGCGAAGGCGCACUGGUGGAGACCUUCCGUCUCCCGCAGCUGUCGGUCCUGAACCGUUACCUGUCGACCUACUUCAACUUCUUCCAUCACCACCUACCCUUCCUCCAUCCGGCCACGUUCGAACCAGCGACCGUCUCGGCCCCCCUCCUGCUGUCCGUGCUCUCCAUUGGUGCACUGUACACUUUCGAGCAGGACCAAGCUUACAUGCUUCACAUUGGGUCCAAGGUCCUUGUUACGCAGUUCCUACAGAAGAAGGACAACUUCAGCUCCCGCAAGUGUCCACUAUGGAUGAUGCAGAGCUCAUUGCUGAACAUGAGCUUCGCGAGCUGGAGUGGUGAUCCAAAAGGCUUGGAGUGGGCUUGCUCGAUUAAGAGUCUGCUGGCCAACAUGGUAGCCGGCAACCGAUACGAGUUGAAGCUACGGACAGAAGCACGAGAAGGACGUCAACCUACACACGAGGAGUGGGUCGAAGAUGAAGGAUGUCGCAGGACAUACUACGCCGUCUACAUCUUCUUCGGCCUGCUCACACUCACGUACAACCACACUCCUGCGAUCAGCUUCAAUGAGUUUGACACAUUGGAGCUUCCCUCAUCAGAGUCAUUGUGGAAUAUCGACGCACCGGAUAGCGACAGCUGGAUUGAGAGCCUGACAGCAUCCACCGUCGUCACAUUCCGAGAAGCGCACGACUCGCUGUUUCAAGGAGAUCCCGCUCAGUACAGCGCUUUCGCCACGCGUGUGAUGAUCAACGCUCUCUUCCUGGAGGUCUGGUACCACAAGCGCAGCCCCGAGGCUCUGCAAGAUGUGGUGACUGAGUACAAGCUUCGGCUUGCCCUCGACACGUGGGAAAGCUCGCUGGAUAGGUGCGAGCCGGAGACCGUUGUCGUACAGCUCAGCGCACCACACAAGGGACACCCACUCAUCUUCAACGCAAUGGCAAUGUACCGCAACACCCGUGCGCGCUUACUUGUGGAUCUCAAAGCUGUCCAGGAAGCACUGCGCUAUCACGACUCGUAUGAGGUCGCUGCUGCGAUGCUCAAGGCGCGAGACAAUGUGAACAGGAGCCAAGAAAUGCUGAACGUCAUCCAGGCUUGUUACGACUGCAUUGAGGUUGCGGCUUUGCAAGGUAUUCGAUGGGUGGCUCGGACGUCUGCAACAAACUGGAGCAUCGAGCACCCUCUGUGUGGUCUCGAUCUGAUCGUCAUUCUCAGCUUAUGGCUGUGGCGGGUGGAGCACGACACAGAUCCUGCUACAGACGAUGAGAAGCUGCUGUACCAGAAGCUCCGCAAUCUUUUCGACGACGAGUCUGUCGAUGGCUUCGGACAACAACUGAGUAGCACGGUUGCCAAAUUGUGGGGCAGCAUGAUCGACGAGGUCGUCGUAUGGGGAAUCACCAAGCUGAUGGGCGAGUCGUUUAAGCUACACUCGCAAGCACUCGGCGGCUUCGAGACGCGCGAAGGAGUGGACGCCGUCAUGCAGGAUGGAGGAGCAGAGGUCGAGCAAGACGACGGUACACCACAGCGGAUGCCGGAGGCGCAGACGGCCGAGGUGGCGGCUUUCUAG